Cryptotermes secundus is the source of this 3421-nucleotide messenger RNA. Its product is annotated as A disintegrin and metalloproteinase with thrombospondin motifs 7-like. Lineage: Eukaryota; Metazoa; Arthropoda; Insecta; Blattodea; Kalotermitidae. Gene Ontology annotation, molecular function: metalloendopeptidase activity. Bases 147 to 3314 code for a protein of 1055 amino acids. The record is from RefSeq and is a predicted model, not a curated record. Gene Ontology annotation, biological process: proteolysis; extracellular matrix organization. Gene Ontology annotation, cellular component: extracellular matrix. The transcript has a single exon.
AAGUCGACCAUCAAGGUUCUUUCGUAUCUUACUCUUUGCCUCAUUUCUUUGAGCGAGAUACCAAUAGAUGGAAAAGAAAUGCACGUUUUGAUGACGAAAGAGUGCAUUAUGGCAUUCAUUUCGAUGGAAAGGACCACGUGGUGGAAAUGUGGCCGAACCAUGGUUUACUUGCACCCGGAUUCUUAGUGGAGACUCGCCCAUCUGGAGCUGCCACUGACUUGAACAAGGUGAAGAUUCGAUCUGUGGGGGACACACAGUGCCAUUACACUGGUUGGAUCAAAGGAGAGCAUGGCUCACGAGUCGCGCUGUCUGUCUGCAAUGGCAUAGCCGGUCACAUCAGGACUAAACAGAAUCACUACUACAUCGAACCUGUGAAAGACCAUGAACCGGAAGAAGACGGCCAACACUUACAUAUGGUCUAUCAGAGAUCCGUACAUAAUAAAAACGAACGAUCAUGCGGGACGAGUGAUGACUGGGAAACAGCAUGGGCAAACCGUUUAAGAGCCGAGUACCACCAAAGAGAAGGACCUUACACUGACUUAAAAGCUGACUUUGCUAAGAGACAAGACACCUACCGUUCAAUGCAAGAUAAUCGCGGCAAAAGAUCUUAUGAAGGAAAGACCAACUAUUUGGAAACAUUGGUCGUAGCAGACAAAAAGUUCCUGCAGACCCGAAAUGGCACAGAUUAUGAACAAUUUCUCCUCACAGCUGUGAACAUGGCUGCUGAUAUUUUCCAUGACGACUCUGUAGGACAUCAACUGGACUUGACGUUGGUUCGCGUCAUAUAUCUGGAAAAGGAAGAGGAAGAGGUUGACCUUACUAUCAACAUAGACGCUGAUGAAACCCUAACAAGUUUCUGUAAAUGGGCUACCAGGAUCAAUCCUGCAACAUCACAUCCAAAUCACCAUGACAUUGCUGUCCUUUUUACGAAGUACGACAUUUGUGCAGGAAUGGACGACUGUGGAGCUGUCGGACUUGCUAAUAUUGCAGGUUGCUGUGGGAAGGAUUUAUCCUGUGCUAUUUGCCAGGAUACGGGCUUAGUCGUGGGUACCGUAAUGGCACAUGAAAUCGGGCAUCUGCUGGGUGCUAACCACGAUUCUGAUGAGGACAAUCCACCACCAGGAGAAUGCCCUGGGGCAGUUGGCGAAUUUAAUAUUCACGUUAUGGCAUCGUGGUCUCAGGUUUCACCUGCAAACUGGUCGGUUUGCAGCAGGAAUUACAUCACCGAAUUUUUGGAGAACGACCUAGGCGCAUGUCUUUUGGACGAACCUCAAGACCACGAUUUCAAAUUUCCGCAAAUGCCUCCUGGCGUCGUGUAUGACCGCGCGUGGCAAUGUCGUGAUUAUUAUGGACCUACGGAACCUUGUGAUCUUGGCCCAGAAAGGAAUUGUAUUCACCUCAGUUGCAAACCACAUGGUAGUAAAAAAUGCCAGACAAAGGGUCCACCAGCCGAUGGAACAAGCUGUGGAAAUAAUAAGUGGUGCUUUGAAGGCAAAUGCGUUGAAGUCGGCGUAAGACCGGGAGCCAUCAACGGUGAAUGGGGUGAGUGGAGUUCUUGGUCUGAGUGUUCAAGGACUUGUGGCGGUGGCGCGCAAUACAUUGAACGGAAGUGCAACAAUCCCAGGCCUGCCAACAAUGGACGGUACUGCGUUGGGAAGCACCGGCAGUACAGAUUGUGUAAUAUAGAGCCUUGUGCUGAAGAUUCAUUAACUUUUCGAGAGUUUCAAUGUCAAGAACACAAUGAAGAUGACAUCAAGUGGACCCCUUUUAAUGAUGGCAAGCCUGAACAUGUGUGUUCCUUGAUGUGUUUGAGCAACAAGUAUGUGGUAAAAACUUUGAAACGCAGAGUGGAGGAUGGAACUUCAUGCAAGAGAGGUACUAAAAACAAAUGCAUUGCUGGAAGAUGUAGGAAUGUUGGUUGUGAUUUGGUUCUGGACUCUGACGCAGUGGAAGAUAUUUGCGGAGUGUGUAAUGGUGACGCAUCCACAUGUGAAAUCGUUGACGAAGUGUACAGAGAGAAUGGAAAGGGUUAUAAGAAAAUCGUAACUAUACCAGCAGGCUCUAGACAAAUCACUGUAGAAGAGAUGAAGCCAAGCAACAAUUUCUUAGCAGUUUCAGCAGCAGAUGGUAAGACAUUUUAUCUGAAUGGAAAUCACGAAAUUGAUCCUGAUGGAGAAAGCAAAAUCGCUGGAUCAAUAAGCGCUUAUUCUAACGUGGAGCCGGGGCAAGAAUCUUUGGUCAUCUCAGGUCCCAUUAAAGAAGAUAUCAUUCUGUACCUCCUUAAUAGUGCGAACCCAAAUCCAGGUAUACAUUAUAGAUUCUCAAUUCCAUCCACGUCUUCAAAUUAUAAGCCGAAAUUUAGCUGGCAACUUGUCAACUGGAGCCCCUGCAGCGUUUUUUGCGGAGGAGGAACCCAGUUCUCCGAACCAUCCUGUAUUGAAGAGAGAGGAGGAAAGGUGUCAAACAAACACUGUGAAAAUCUUCCAAAACCCGAAGUGAACACAAGGUUAUGCAAUGAGCAAACGUGUAAAAUCAGAUGGCGCACUAGUGAAUGGAGUAAAUGCAGUGGCUGCAUUGACAAACCGGGUCACAAGUUAAGGGUUGUAGAAUGUGUUAAACAGUCUCCAUUUGAAGAUAGUGAAGUCAUCAUCGAGGAAAGUGAAUGCAAGAAAGAGAAACCUUCUCACAAGGAAUCGUGCACCAGUAAGGAACCUUGUGGCGAGAAGUCUCCGAAACGUCAAGUAUCUUUGGAUGACGAAUUAGUGUCUCUUGAGGACGAGCAGAGAUAUGACACUUCUUCAGGUUGUCGCAAAAACGAAGUGAAACCAAUUGAGAAAGAAGAAAAUCGUGAGAACAUUUUUAGGGAUAAAGGGCAAUGUACAGAAGACGAAGAAGAUGAGGAGGAAGAAUGCGAUGAGGACGAAGAGAGGAACAAUGAAGAGAGCAAAAAGAAGAUAUUCUAUAAAGGAAAUGAGAAUAAAUGUGAUGAGGAAACUACCACUAUAAAGGAAGGACUGGUAGUAGAUAAAGAACAUCCCGAAAAGUUCAAGAUCUUCCAGAUACCAAUGAAAGAAGAUGUAAAUGAUUUUAAUUUUUCAGACGAAGCCCUUGAAAAUGUAGCUGAUAAAGUAGCCAGUCCCAUAGACCCGACCAAAGUGAAAGUAGUGAAGGGAGAGGAGGCACAGAGACUGCUACAGGAUAGUAAGAAGAAGAACAAAGCCGACGAUGAAAGUGAAGAGGACGCAGAUUAUGAUUACGUGAAUACGAAAGAGACGGAAGAGCACAAUGGGGACGAAGAUGAAACUGAAUGUUAGAGAAAUUUACAAAUAAUGAGGCAAUUUAAGAUUAUUAUAAUUGUAUAUAAUUUUCGGUAAAAUUAUCAUAAAUCAAUCUUGAAAUUUUAUUAUUAGAUUAUAUUUAA